Molecule: messenger RNA, 6290 nt
Organism: Drosophila elegans
Lineage: Eukaryota; Metazoa; Arthropoda; Insecta; Diptera; Drosophilidae
Gene: Slik
Product: serine/threonine-protein kinase 10
Exons: 13
Coding region: 533-5563 (1676 amino acids)
Biological process (GO): protein phosphorylation
Molecular function (GO): protein serine/threonine kinase activity; ATP binding
Source: RefSeq, a predicted model, not a curated record
UAGUGCUGCUCUCCUCUCGCACAGAUGACCUAAACGCCAUUUUUUGCUGGCCUUGCCAGAUCGCCGGCAACGUUGCAAUCGCAACGCACUGGCAACACCAAGCGUUUGCGCGAGAGAAAUUUCUAAGCGUUUUCGGGGGAAAAUAUAUUUUAAACGCCUCCGCGAAAGAGUGUGCGGCUGAAAAACAAUAAAAGCAGAGAUAGUGCAGAGAUUGAUAAAGCCGAAGACCGAAACAAUGAGUGUGUGUGGAUGAGAGCUCGCGAGCUGCUAAUUAAAUUAUAAAACAUACAGAAGCGCUAAAGACGGGCCAAACCAAGCCCACAAUCCCCGCUCGUUGGCCUAUUUCGCUAAAAAAGCGAAGGAACCUUAAAGAGAGAGUGCGAGUGCCAAGAACGUCUGAAAAGCUUUCACCAAAUCUAGUUUUCCUGCUUGGACUCUCGCCCAGGAGCUCACUAUGUAGACUCAACCCAAAUCAUCAUCAUCAUCGUCAUCAGCAGCAGCAGCAGCAGGGGAAAUCUACAAAAGAGCGAAAAUGUCUUUUAUAAACAACCUGAAGAAGGUCUUCCACCUCGGCGGGGGUGAGGCCAAGAAGAAGCGCCUGUACAACAACAUCAAGAUGGACACGGAUCCGGAGGAGUUCUGGGAAAUGGUCGGUGAACUGGGCGACGGGGCCUUCGGCAAGGUCUACAAGGCCCAGCACAAGGAGCAGAAGCGCUAUGCCGCCGCCAAAAUGUGCCAGCUGGAGGACGAGGAGAACCUCAGCGAUCACAUGGUCGAGAUCGAUAUUCUCUCGGAGAUCAAGCACCCCAAUGUGGUGGAGCUGUACGAGGCCUUCUCCAUCGAUGAUAAGCUUUGGAUGCUCAUCGAGUACUGCGAUGGUGGAGCCCUGGACAGCAUCAUGGUGGAGCUGGAAAAGCCUCUGACUGAGCCGCAAAUUGCCUACGUCUGCAAGCACAUGACGGAGGGUCUUACCUUCCUGCACCGCAACAAAGUCAUCCAUCGCGAUUUGAAGGCCGGAAAUGUGCUGCUCACCAUGGAGGGCGGCGUUAAAUUGGCGGACUUCGGCGUCUCGGCCAAGAACAAACACACCAUGCAGAAGCACGACACCUUCAUCGGCACUCCCUACUGGAUGGCCCCGGAGCUGGUGCUCUGCGAAACAUUCCGGGACAAUCCGUACGAUCACAAAGUGGACAUCUGGUCGCUGGGCAUCACGCUCAUCGAACUGGCCCAGAUGGAGCCGCCCAACAGCGAGAUGUCGCCCAUGCGAGUGCUGCUCAAGAUCCAAAAGAGCGAGCCGCCCAAGCUGGAACAGCCUUCGCGAUGGAGCAAGGAGUUCAACGACUUCCUCAAGAAGUCUUUAGUCAAGGAUCCACAAGUGAGGCCCACAACGGAUGUGUUGAUGCAGCAUGGCUUCAUCAACAGGCAUCUGGAUGCGAAGCCCAUCAAAGACCUGCUGCUCGAAUACAAGGCCGAGGUCGUGGAGGAGGUGGUGGACGAUGAGACCGAGAAGCUUAAACGCCAAGUGAAGCGGCGCUCGCUCUAUCAGAGGGAACCCCGCAACUCGGCGCUCCAGCUCGACCUGGACGAUGACUCUGCUUCGCUGCAGAGCCAAGACAUUGACAAACUUCCAGGUACACCUACAUCCAUUUUGCGGGAUGCCAAAGAGCAGUCCCAACCAAGUAGCAGUUUACCAAUCGCAGCAGCGGCAACUGCAGCAGCAGCAGCAGCUACAACCACAACAAAAGCAACAGCAACCACUCCGGACAGACCAAACCACACAAAGGAUGACAAUGCUGAAGCGGCAGCCCAGCAGCCGCCGCAUACCAAAGUGCCAGCUCCAGCGCCGCCGUCGUCGUCCCAACAAACGCCUCCACCGCCAGUCCAGCAGCAGCCACCAACACCACCAGCCCCAACCACAGCGGCCGUGCUGCAAAAGAAACCCGAAGAUGUGGCAGCUGCAACUGAGGCAGCUGAAAAAACCGAAUCCGACAAGAAGCACUUUGUCAAAAAGGAAAAGGGCAAAGCGCCGCCCCCACCGUCUCCCUUGGGUCUUGCAAAUGCCAAGUCGCCGGCCAGCGACUCCCAGACAUCUCCCAAAAAGCAAACCACGCCCGAACCCGCCACCUCAGUCACCACGGCCAUUGAAGUGGCCAUUGGCCAGGAGGCGAUGGAGCCGAAGCCGCAGCCGCCCUCGCCCACAGCCUCCUCCAUUGUGUCCGUGCAGUCGGUGGCCUCUUCCAGCUCCUCGGGCAGCGUUUCGAAUGCUGUCCUCAGCUCGAGCACUUCGCUGAUCACCAUCAACAGCGAUCCACCCACACCGCAGCAUCACCAGCAGUUGCCAGCGCCACCAGCGCAGCAUUUGGUGCUGCCCAACAGUUUGGAGUCUGUGAGCCAAAUCACUGUGGUGACCAGCACCCAUCCGCCGGUGAUCAUCGACAACUCGGUGGUGCCGCCGCCGCAGAACGAGGUGAUCAUUGUGUCCAACGAUCUGAACAAGAGCACCCACCUGCACGAGUCGUCGACGGACGACGACUUCCCCUCGCUGGACGACAGUUUGGGCGAUGCCAGCAGCACACCGCCCCACAAGCAAUCCUCCAUGAUAUUGGCUGUCAAUGAGCCGGCAGGAGUGGUGCCCACUCCGCAAACAGCCUCCACUGUCCACGCUCGCAAGCUGGACGAGAGUGAGGUGUUGAUUGUGAGUCCCUCGUACGCGGAUGAUGACUCCGCCUACAACACGGCAUCCGGCAGCCACAGUCACGAUCACAGCGACCAUCUGAUGGACACGAGCCACGUUUCCGUGGUCACCGUGGGCGACGAGGGCGUCAAGGUGAAGGACAGCAGCAAUGAGUUGGGCAAGCGCCAGCCCAACGGACUGGGCCUUGUGCCCGAGGACGUGAACAUCAUUGUGAACCGAUUCAAGCAGGAGAAGCGAUCGCCGGACAGCUCGCUGAGCGAGAAUGGCUCGGUGCGCGGCCGCCGGGGCAUCGAGGUGCUGGUGGGCGGCAGCGGGGGAUCCGACGUGGACAGCAUCGGCACCAACACUAGUCAGGACAGCCGGAACGAGGUGGAUCACAAUAACAAGCAGCAGCAGCAGCAGCAGGUGCAGCCAGCAGCGGCAGUGCUGAUGCCGCCACCGCCGCCGUCGGUGACGAAUAAUAACCACAGUCCACAUGAGACCAUCAACGAGGAGGAGGAGGUGGUCAUCCGGCCCAAGGCGAGGGUACCGCCCGUGGUCAAGUCUGUGAAUGCCCAAGGCCUCACCAAAGAGGAGAUUGAGCUGCGCAAUCUGCGCAAGAAGACACGAAAGCGCACGCGCAAGUUCGAGAUCGAUGGCGUGCAGAUGACCACCACCACGAGUCGUGUGAUCUACGGCGACGAUGAGAACGGACGGAUCUACGACGACCACGACUUCCGCAAGCAGGAGCUGCGCGAACUGAAGAUGCUGCAGAAGCAGGAGAAGAAACAGCAGACCGAGCUGUACCUGAAGGAGCAGCAGGCCAAGGAGCAGCAGGAUCGUCGCUUCGAGCAGGAGCGCUCCUCGCUGGAGAAGACCUACGAGGCGGACAUGGACAUGCUGGCGCGCCAGCACAAGCAGCUGGUGGAGAAGACCGAGCAGUCGCAGGAGAACGAGCUGCGCUGCACGUCCAAGCGCAUUCGCUCCGAGCAGGAGCAGGAGCUGAAGAUCUUCCGCGAGAACCUCAAGCAGGAGAUCAAGCUGCUCAAGCAUGAGGUGGACCUCUUGCCCAAAGACAAGCGCAAGGAUGAGUUCAAGCAGCGCCGCUCGGCCAUGGACCUGGAUCACGAGGAGAAGGAGCGCGCCUUCCUCGAUUCCCUCAAGGAGCGGCAUGAGCUGCUGCUGCGACGACUCAGCGAGAAGCAUCGCGAGCACCUGGCCUCCAUCAACCGCAACUUCCUGCAGCAGAAGCAGAACGCGAUGAGGACGCGGGAGGCACUGCUCUGGGAGCUGGAGGAGAAGCAGCUGCAUGAGCGCCACCAGCUGUCCAAGCGGCAUGUGAAGGAUCUGUGCUUCAUGCAGCGCCACCAAAUGAUCAUCCGGCACGAAAAGGAGCUGGAUCAGGUGAAGCGCAUGCUGCAGCGCAAGGAGGAGGACAUGGUCAAGAAGCAGACGAUGGAGAAGCGAGCGCUGCCCAAGCGAAUCCGGGCAGAGCGCAAGGCACGAGACCUCAUGUUCCGUGAAUCCCUGCGUAUAUCCACGAACCUAGAUCCCGAAAUGGAACGCGAUCGCUUGAAGAAGUUCCAGGAGCAGGAGAAGAAGCGCUACAUGCAGGAGGAGCGUCGGUUUGAGGUCAAGCAUCAAAAGCAAUUAGAGGAGCUGCGCGCCACACGCGAAAGCGCCAUAAAAGAGCUGGAGCAACUCCAGAACGAGAAGCGCCGGGCUCUGGUGGAGCAUGAGCACUCCAAGCUGUCGGAGAUCGAUGAACGACUGAAGGGCGAGCUGCGCGAGUGGCGCGAACAGUUGGUGCCUCGCAAACAGGAACUGAACCAACGCAUCAAGGUGGCCAUCGAUCAGCACGAGCAGUGUUUCGGCCUGGUGCUCAAUCGCGAGGAGUUCGAGGACCAGGAGGUGAAGCUGCCCAUGCACCUGCGCAACAUCUACAACGAGCGAUCCUCGCGCCUGCUGCCCCGCAACACCUUCAUUGAUCCGCAGCACUUGCCGCGCUCCCGCUCCUCGCUGCUGAUGAUGGGCGGCGGCGGCAGUCGGUUGUCCAACUUCCGCGGCUCAGCGCCAGAUCUCAGCCGCAGUGUGCCCAGCACUCCGAUCCUGCACAAGCAACAGCGAUCGCAGAUGAUCAGCGAUCUGGUGCUGGAGGAGGACGAGGAGCAGUUGCUGAGCGAGCAGAUGAAGCGGGCCAGCGUGACCACGUUGCCGGCCCAGAGCCAGCUGCGCCUGAUCACUCAACUGCCGGCCAAUGAGCUGGUCAAGGUGGUGACCACCACGCCGCCACUGAACAGUGCCGAGGAUGCGAAUGCUGCCAAGCCAGCCAUGAGUACUUUCCGGGGCAGUACACCACCGCUGCCGCCGCCGCCACUGAAAACUCCCGAUGAUCUUGGCCUGGUGAGCAACCGAUUCAGCCGUCUGGAUGCCCAGGCAGCGGCAGAGGCCAGCGGCGGCAGCGGCGGCGUGGAGCUGCGCAUCCACGAGGGACCAGUGCUAACGGCGCACACGCAACGGCUGCUGCACACCACCUCGUUUGCCAUCAAGCGACCCUCGUUGGCCAGUCGCAGCAGCGGCCGAUCCUCGCUGAGCAGUGCCCAGUCGAUGUACAACAUCAACGAGCUGUCCACGCGUUACACCAGCGAUGCAGACUUGAUUUUCGACUCGGGACGCAAGGCGGCCGCCCUACUGGACGAAGUGCAGCCGCAGCUGAGGUCCUCCCUCAAGCCGGACCACCACAGUCACAGGCUCAAUGGCAGCGUGGCAUCGGCGGAUUCGGCCGCCCCCUCGGAUGAUUUCUACUACGACCUGUAUGCGGCCAAGUACCGAUUGCCGAGGGUCAAUCAGCGGCAGCACAGCUGUGAGGAGGAUUCAUCGGCCAUCUAGGACGGAGAAUGAUCCAUUGCGAACAGCACUUGCCACGUUGCAGCAGCCAGUUUCCUAAAUGCACUACUACUAAACACUUACCAGUCAAUCAAACCUGUACUCACACCUACUGACACCGAAUCCACCUGCUUUUCAUUCCCCGCCUGGUGCUGGCUAAAUGCUCGUCCCCAGUAGUCAGUCCCCCCACCCAAAAAAAACACCUCAUCUUGCUAACCGAAUAUGUCUAGCCAUAACUAUUCUUACCUACUAACGCGAACGCGCUCUGCAUCGGAAAUUGCCAUACACUCUGUCUUGCCAAAAGUUGAUUAUGUUUGUUGGAAUUGCUAUGCUAUAUUAUUGAACGAAAAGUGUUUUGUUUUAAUGUUAGAGUAUUUGCCUGACUUGGACCAGCCAUCCGCUUCCAAAUGCAUUCCAUUUAAGCAGUAUUAUCGAAGUACUUAGUAAACGAAACGAGAGAAUAAUAAAGAAGAAUACAAUCAACAUUCCACUUAGCCACAUGCCAAGCAUUUGUGUAGCCAUAUCUUACUCUAAACACUCGUAUAACUAUGAACAUACAAAUAAAUCUUAUCAUAUUGCAAAUUUCAUGAUGCUUCACUUUACACACACAUAUAUAUAUAUCUAUAAACACUCCCACAUGCAAACAACAAUGCGCUGCUAUCGAAAACCAAAAAAAAACAAACAAACAAAAACCAAACCAAACCAAAUCAAAAAAAUCUGUAUCCAAAAA